This is a messenger RNA of Pelagomonas calceolata, 4007 nucleotides long. The record is from the annotation of a GenBank genome assembly. Lineage: Eukaryota; Pelagophyceae; Pelagomonadales; Pelagomonadaceae.
AUGAUCCGUGUACGCCCCACGGUCGUCCGGAGCACGAUUUUGAUUCUUCACGUCCUCGGUCCUGGCGUGCAGUUGGCGCUGACGGUCUCGAAUAAUGAUUCCGUCGCGUUCCUCAAGAGUUUGGCUGCAGCCAACUUAUGGCAAAGAAUGUCGCAUCCGGGCCUCGCCUCGCCCGACGAUCUCGCCAAAAAGAUGCGCAUCGGCCGCCUCGAUUAUUUCUGGGACGAUGCCAACGAACUGCGCAUGUACGGCGUCGGCGAGGGCGCAUACGAGCAUCGUUUCACGGCGUUCGUGUUCGGCGUGGGCCCACAAUCGUACACGGUGGGCGUGAACGACAUCAACUCUCAGAGCUUUUAUUUCCCAUUGUCCGGCGCGACCACUACUGGUGUUGAGACAGGGCUCUCCAUCGCGACCGUCAUUACCGACGCGAUCGACGGUAUCACCGACACGAUCGAGGCGGCCGCAGUCUUCAGGCGAGCAGGCCAGAUGAUAUCUUUUGUAAGUGAUGGAGCAGCGACUGCUAUGAAGGCGCGGUAUCACUUCGAAUUGCUAAAGGAACAGGUCCUCGGGAAGGCUUCCGUGGGCGUUUUUCAAGUCAUGUGUUUCUGUCACGUGCCACCAGUGCGGAAAACCGACUACGCUUCUAGGACGACGGAGAUGCCGACAUUGGGUCGCGACGCCUUCGACGCGACGUCGCGUCCACGCGCGACGCCGUCGCGCGCCCGACGCACGCGCUUGGGUCCUACGUAGGUCAUUCACGACGGAGUCCUGCACGCCGUGACGGAGAACUCGCCGCCGCACCCUUCCUGGAGGCGUCAAAACCACAACGCCGUCUUCAUUUUCUUUUUGGAGCAUGUAUCGAACUACCUGCACAAUUCCUUCCGCGAACUAGACAUUGGCUUCAUUCCGAAAUGUCCUCUCGGCCAGGAGACGCGCUGGGGAACUUAUAUCAAAGUAGCUUCGUAUCUUGUGUCGUAUAGAGCUCUAUUGUUAGUCGCGUUGCUGGCUCUUCGCGACAAAAAAGAUAGGAAGGUCUGGUUCAGCGUGGACCUACAGGACGCCUUCAACGUGGCCUGGUCCCCGUGCCGUCGACGUGCCAAUUGCGCGACGACGCCGCGAUUCAGCGAUCGACGUCGCGCAGGCCCGCGAAUCGGACAAGGACCUCAACUACACCAUCUUCAUCCUGUCCGACCCGAGCAUGUUCAUUCAAUUGUGCGUCCUCGCCGAGUUUGGCCUCGGCCUGGCCAUCCCCGCGCUCAUGUGGGGCCAGCAGAGAAAAGGGCAGCGCGUGAUGGAGAUCCACGAAUAUCUCAUAAGGCACUUCGCCUUGAUCGCCUCCCUGCGCGCGGACCCGCACGCUUUCUUCGUCCACACGUUCUACCACGCCGAGGAAUUGGGCCUCUCCGAGGAGGACGUCUGCGCCCAUAUUUCUAGCAUGCUCCGCGCCUACGAAAUGUACAUCGCGAACCGUUUUGGGCAUUGGUUCCGAUUACCGUGGGCCUGGGCGCUGCUCUGCCACUCGGUCUACGGCCGCGACGUCGCCAAGCAACUCGUGCAGCUCGUCAAUAGCGGCCGGCUCGCGCGCAGCGGCAUGCUCGCCGCCAAGAUUGACUACGCCGGCGUCCUGGCCGACGACGCGCUCUGGGCGGCCGUCGUCGCGUUCGCCGGCGGCACGGACCCCCUCGACGCCGCGGCGCACACCCAGAGUCUGAAAAAAUUACGGCGAGAGCGAUUCCCCGCGCGCCGCGCGCCGCGAUCAGCCGUGGCCGGCGCGCGGCCGCGUCUAGACGCACACACAACACAACACAACACGCGCCACGCGAACGCGCCGUCGACGCGCCACCGCCGGUUCGCGCACCACCUCGACGCCGCGUCGGCCUUCGGGACCCGCGUCGACGGCGUGGGAGUGGGACCACUUCAACCAACGCCGCGCACGCCGUAACCCGCCCACGCACACCGUCGCCGCAGGUCGUCACCGCCAUCACGAACGUCUUCGACCACAUCCCGAUCCACUCGGCCAUGGCCGAGGUCGGCGUGAAGACGUGCCGCGGCGCGGACGUCAACACAUUGUUGAAUGACCACGGCCUGGGCACGGUCCUGCGGAGCAUGAACUCGGAGUUCAACCUGUCGGACCGCGUCGCGAACGAGGCCUCCAUCGCGGGCGCGCGGCACGCCCUCGUCGCGGCGGAGGCCGCGCGGCGCCAGGAGAAGCUCGAGCGCGCGACCAAGGCCCGCGCCGACUUCGGCGACGCGUGGUCCGAGCUCUUCGACGGGGAAGAGGACGCCGCCAAGGUCUACUCGGACCUGGCGCGCGACAGCGCCGCGUACGCCCAGGGCCUCGCGUCCGCCGCGUCCGCGCGAUCGGAUCAGGCGCACGCCCGGCGCCACGGCAUCGCCGCCGCGCCCGCGCCCGCCGCCGCCGACGUCGAGGAGGCGGCCGCCGGCGCGCCGUCGGUCAGCGCCCGCGCCGCUUCAAACGCCGCCGCCUUCGCCGCCUCGCCGUUCGCGAUCCUCGAGCCCAUCGUCCCGUACCUCGUCCACAUCCUCAAGAUCAUCACCAUGGACCGCUGCACCGACUCCGCCGACAUCGCCAAGUACCUCUCGUACCUCGUCGCCAAGCUACCGUCCGUGGGCGCGAUCCCCGCCGCGAAGGCCAAGUGCCCGUUCUGCACCAACUCGUGGACGUCCGUCAAGGGCGCCACCGAGCUUCGCGCGAACCACAUCCACACAAGGCACAUCCUCCCGAUGCAGGCGGGCGCCGGCAGCUACUUUGAGGGCCUCGUCGGCGGCCUCGGCGCGUACGCGCUGCCGACGCAAGUCGCCGACGUCGCCGACUACCGCUCUGCGUGCGCGGCCGGCGCCCCGAAACCGGCGUCGUAUCGACCAUCUAUCCGCAGGUCCACGCACAAGUACCUGGACCGCCACAUCGUGCCGCUCCUCCGGCCGGCCCUCCGCACGGUCUUCGAGACGGUCCGGGCCGCGCCCGCGGGCGCCGCCCCGCUGAACUUGACCGACCUCCUCCAGAAGGCGCUGCCCGAGGCCGCGCCCGCCGAGAGGCCCGACACGGAGCCCUACGAGGACAUCCUCGAGGACGACGUCCUCGGCCUGGAGCGGCCGCGCCCACAGGUCGAGUCGCUGGCGUCGCUCGAGAGCUUGGUCCCCGGCAUCAUCGUGUCCGCGCUCGUCGCCGCCGCGGACCCGAACCCGCAGCCGCUGCCCGGCGAGGGCGAGCAGGACGAGAUCCGCCUCUCGUACAACGCGGCGGUCAAGGACGAUAGCGCCAAGGUCCACCACUUCAUGUUGACGCUCAUCCCGACCCUCGCCGAUCGGGGCUCGUAGGUUAAUCACAUUUUGUUUCUCGGACAGCUGUCGGCGCGGGACACCUGUGUGGGGAGGGAGGCGAGCGGGCGCGCGUGUGGUCCGCUUCUCCAGGAAGGCGCCGGCACCGCUCCGUCGCACGAUCACCGCCACCGCGGCGCCCGAACGCGCGCAGCGCCGUCGACGCCCUCGCAAAUGCGGCCGGCGCCGACCCGCGGCCCGGCCGCGGCCCUCGGCGCGUCCGGCUUGCACCCCGGACCGUCGGCGCGGCCCGCGCUCGCUCGUUUCUAUCCCGGCACCGGUCCCCGACGCCGCCGCGUGCCACCGGCGUCGUGACGCCGCACGGCGCGCGACGAAAGCCCGAGUCGGCGCCGUCGGCCGUUUCGAGGCGACACGAGCUCGCGCGCAGCCGGUGAACCGCCCGCGGGCCGCGCCGACCAUGUGGCCAACCGACGCGACCGGUCCUGGGGUCGCGCGACGCCCGUCGUAGCCCCCCGACGCCGCGGCAGCGCCUCAAACCGGGACGGCUCGUUUGCGGCCGCCGCGGCCGCACAGCUCGAACCGCUUUGGUCAAGGCUCGUCAGGAGGUCACAAAAGACGAUCCCAAUCGCUCAUGCCUCUACGAUGCGCUGCGGCCGCGUACCGGACGUUUUUGUUCCAAGCGAGGCGCGAGCGAGCCGCGACUAAAA